Helianthus annuus (common sunflower) is the source of this 2202-nucleotide messenger RNA. Its product is annotated as TORTIFOLIA1-like protein 3. Gene Ontology annotation, molecular function: microtubule binding. Gene Ontology annotation, cellular component: microtubule. Bases 139 to 1929 code for a protein of 596 amino acids. The record is from RefSeq and is a predicted model, not a curated record. Lineage: Eukaryota; Viridiplantae; Streptophyta; Magnoliopsida; Asterales; Asteraceae. The transcript has 4 exons.
UAUAACAAAUCAAGUGCCUCUACAAACCGUGACAAAACCCACCCAUUAACCACCCCACCCCACCACCACCGUACAUCCCGGCAAUGCUACCGGAAAAUCCAGACACACCACCAACACUGUAAGUAAACAAAUCUCACAAUGCCACCAACAAAACCACACUCAAACAACCAAUCCUCCACACGCGAAUUCAAACACCGAAUCCUCACAUGCCUCAACAAACUCUCCGACCGCGACACACACUCCGCCGCCGCAACAGAACUCGAAACAAUCGCCAAAACCCUAACUCCCGACACAAUCUCACCCUUCCUAUCCUCCAUCACCGCCACCGACUCAACCGACAAAUCUCUUGCACGUAAACAAUGCGUUCGGUUAAUCUCCACAUUAUCCGAAUCACACGGCAACGCUUUAUCAUCUCAUUUGUCAAAACUCAUUUCCGCCAUCGUACGGCGCCUCCGUGAUCCCGAUACUUCCGUUAGAUCCGCGUGUGUUGCUGCAACAGGCUCGAUUGCAGCUCACGUGACCAAACCUCCGUUUACUUCUGUUGUGAAACCGUUAGUUGACGCUUUGGUUACCGAACAGGAUUUGAAUUCUCAGAUCGCCGCGGCUCUGUGCUUAGCCGCGGCUGUGGAUGGCGCACCCGAGCCGGAGGUUUUCUAUUUGAGGCGGAUGGUGCCCAAGGUUGAGAAGUUGUUGAAGUGUAAUGCGUUUAAGGCGAAGGCGGCUUUGUUGACGUUUUUAGGGAGUGUGAUCGGUGUGGGGGGUGCGUCUAGUCCGGUUGUUGUGAAGAGUUUGGUGAGUGUUUUGGUUGAGUUUGUGGUGAAGAGUGAGGAUUGGAGUGCCAGGAAAGCGGCUGCCGAGGGUUUGGAGAAGUUGGCUGUUGUUGAGAUGGAUUUGUUGUCGGAGUUUAAGUGUUCGUGUUUGAAGACGUUUGAGGCGAAAAAGUUCGAUAAGGUGAAAGUUGUGAGGGAAACGAUGAAUCGGAUGAUAGAAGCUUGGAAGGCGAUUCCGGAUGUGCAGGAGGAGGUAUUAACACCGCCGGAAUCACAUUCGUCGUCUAAAGCAGCUGAAGUGGAUAGUGAUGGAAGAUAUCCACCAAGAAUUCAACAAAUAACUAAUAAGAGAACUGGUCCCAAUGGUUCUAUUUCCACUACCUCUGCAACAAGACGAAUUUCACUCGAAAACAAACAGAAAACUGGCCCAGCAAUGUUCAGGAAGCUGGAUCGCAAGAAGCCCAAUGAUCAGAAAUCUGGAAGUAGACCUGCAAGUACAUUGUCUGUGGAUGAUCGUCGUCUUAAUAAUAAAUUUGCGAGACCAGAAAGGAAACAAGCCCUCUUCGAUGAGAUUGUUGAUGAAGAAGUGCAGGAAUCUGAAUAUCACAAUGCAAGACUAAGUACCACUGUUGUAGAGAGCAACAUCGCUCCGGAUAUAGAUAUCCACAGGAGCCAAAAAGAUUCUGAGGAGUUAUCUUUGAUUCGUAAUCAUCUUGUUCAGAUUGAAACCCAGCAGGCGAAUCUGCUUGAUCUCCUCGAGAAAUAUAUUGGAAGCUCACAAAAUGGGAUGCGGUCAUUGGAGACACGAGUGCACGGCCUAGAGUUAACGCUAGAUGAGAUCUCAUUUGACUUGGCUAUGGCUAGAUCAACCGGAAGGUUGUCACAUCCUGAACCUACACAAACCUUGUGCUGCAAGUUACCUGGUGCUGACUUUUUGACUUCUAAGCUCUGGAAGAAAACGGAAAUUCAACACUCUAACCCCAGGAUUUCGUCCUCUCCAUUUGCAACCGCAAGCCACAUGACUGGCAAGAACGUGAAUCAUCUUGAAUCGCGUAACCCAGAAAAUAGGGUAUUUCGGCGUGAGGGAGGUGGUAGUGGGUUAAUCAAGAAUCCAUUGGCUGAGGUCCACAGGAACAACUAUAGGAUUUCCGAUAUCUAAUUCACAAAUACGUAUGAUGCCUUACUUCGUUACAAUAUAUAUUUUUGGCAGAGUUAUUUGCCACGGGUAUUGUUACCUAAACGCAUUCCACGUGUUAAGUGUUACUAGCGUUUAGCCGAAUACGUAUUAGAUACAAAAUGUGUCGGCAUAGUUAUAAAUGAGUGAAUGUGGAGAAGCUUUUACUGUGAAUAUAUAUGUUGAUAUUAUAUUUUCUUGCCUGAGGUGAGAAAUUCGAAUAUGAAAAGAUACAAAGGAUUUGUUAUGAGUUGUGAA